Molecule: messenger RNA, 2456 nt
Organism: Paralichthys olivaceus (Japanese flounder)
Lineage: Eukaryota; Metazoa; Chordata; Actinopteri; Pleuronectiformes; Paralichthyidae
Source: RefSeq, a predicted model, not a curated record
AUCUCUGUCGGGGGAUGUGGUGUGCGGACCUGGCAGCCCGCCCCAGCCCAGCACAGUGAUGAGCAGCGGUGACUGGGAGUUGUGGAUCAGCUCACGUUCUMCUCCUCUCAGCGCUACACGACCUUUGUGUGUCUGUGGUGUCAAGUUGUGUUUGUGUCGCUUUGCUCUCACGAGUCGAAGCAGUUUUUCYUUUUUGUCCGGCGAUGUGUUGAACCCAUGMUAGUCCUCGCCACCAGCGUUAGCCAGCAGACUCUGAUGAGGGCAUCUCUACAGGCCAACUGUUCCUGACACUGCACCUGGAAGACGUGUGAGCUUGGCUGCAGAUCGUCACCAUGUCCAAGAGCAAGAGUUCGGAGUCAGUGAAGGUGGUGGUCCGUUGUCGCCCWAUGAAUGAAAAAGAACAGGCUAGCAAAUUUGAAAGGGUGGUCUCUGUGGAUGUGAAACUGGGACAAAUUYUUGUCAGGAACCCCAGAGAAGCUUCAGCCAGCGAAGCUCCCAAAGUCUUCACUUUUGAUUCAGUSUACGACUGGAACUCUAAACAAAUAGAUCUGUACGAUGAAACCUUCAGGCCACUGGUGGACUCAGUUCUUCUUGGCUUCAAUGGGACCAUCUUUGCCUAUGGGCAGACGGGUACAGGGAAGACAUACACAAUGGAGGGGGUGAGACAUGAUCCAGAGAGGAGAGGGGUGAUCCCUAACUCCUUUGAGCACAUCUUCACACACAUCUCACGAUCCCAGAAUCAGCAGUACCUGGUGAGAGCGUCAUAUCUUGAAAUUUACCAAGAGGAGAUCAAAGACUUGCUUUCCAAGAACCAAUCCCAUCGUCUUGAGCUGAGYGAGAGGCCUGACACGGGCGUUUAUGUCAAAGACCUGUCGUCCUUUGUCACCAAGAGUGUGCGAGAGAUCGAYCAUGUCAUGAACGUGGGCAACCAGAAUCGUUCUGUGGGUGCUACGAACAUGAACGAACACAGCUCCCGAUCUCACGCCAUUUUUGUCAUCACCGUUGAGUGCAGUGAGUUGGGUGUAGACGGGGAGAACCAUAUCAGAGUUGGCAAACUGAACCUGGUAGAUUUAGCCGGCAGUGAAAGGCAGACCAAGACUGGRGCCCAGGGGGAGAGGCUUAAAGAAGCCACAAAGAUCAACCUGUCGCUUUCUGCUCUGGGGAARGUCAUAUCAGCUCUGGUGGAUGGCAGGAGCAGCCACAUCCCCUACCGAGAUUCAAAACUCACCCGUCUGCUGCAGGACUCCCUGGGGGGCAACGCCUGCACCGUCAUGGUUGCCAACAUUGGGCCGGCAUCCUACAACAUGGAGGAGACCUUGACAACACUGCGCUACUCCAACAGGGCAAAGAAUAUCAAGAAUAAACCACGCAUCAAUGAGGACCCCAAGGAUGCCCUACUGAGGGAGUUUCAGGAGGAGAUCGCCAAGCUGAAGGUGCAGCUGCAAAAGCGCUCUGGGGGAAAAAAGAAAAGGAAGCAGAGGAGGAGAACUGGGGAAGGGAGCGAUGGUGAGGAUCUGGAAGGAGAGACAGAGGAUGAUGAUGAAGAUGGAGAAGACAAAGGAGAUUACUGGCGGGAGCAGCAGGAGAAGCUGGAGAGAGAGAGGAAMGCCAUCAUGGAGGAUCACAGUCUGGUGGCUGAGGAGAAAGUUCGGCUGCUCAACAAGAAGGAGAAGAAAAUGGAAGACUUGAGGAGAGAGAGGGAGGCUGGAGAGAUGCUUGCAGCUAAAGUUAAGGCAAUGGAGAGUAAGCUUCUGGUUGGGGGGAAGAACAUAGUGGAUCACACCAACGAGCAACAGAAAAUGCUGCAGCAGAGGAGGCAUGAAAUCGCUGAACAGAAACACAGAGAGCGAGAGAUGCAGCAACAGAUGGAGAGUCGGGACGAGGAGACUCUGGGACUGAAGGAGACCUAUACUUCCUUACAGCAGGAGGUCGACAUCAAAACCAAGAAGCUGAAAAAGCUGUUUGCCAAGCUGCAGGCAGUGAAGGCCGAAAUCCAAGACAUCCAGGAGGCACACAUCAGAGAGCGCCAGGACCUGGAACAGACCCAGAAUGAGCUCACCAGGGACCUCAAACUCAAACAUCUGAUCAUUGAGAACUUCAUUCCCCUGGAGGAGAAGAACAAAAUAGUCAGCAGAGCUUACAUUGAUGAAGAGGAUGAGCACUGGAAAAUGAAGCCCAUCACACGUGUAGAGGAUGAACAUCGGAUGAUGAACAAGCCUCUGUCUGCAGUCGGCUACAGGAGGCCCCUCUGUCACCACGCUCGCGUGGCCAUGAUGAUGAAGCCUGACACGAGAUACAAAGUAAGCUGCACUUUCUCUUCACCUGUUUCACUGAUGAACAUUUUCAAGCUCACUCCGAGAGCAUCUCUCCACAUAAAAACCACAUUCACAGUGACUUUGCAUUCGUCAUCCUCAUCUCAUGUUUCACAGGUGUUCCCUAAACUUUUCAGCCCCUGA